Limulus polyphemus (Atlantic horseshoe crab) is the source of this 1302-nucleotide messenger RNA. RefSeq names its product protein glass-like. Gene Ontology annotation, biological process: regulation of transcription by RNA polymerase II. NCBI's taxonomy places the organism in Eukaryota, Metazoa, Arthropoda, Merostomata, Xiphosura, Limulidae. Gene Ontology annotation, molecular function: DNA-binding transcription factor activity, RNA polymerase II-specific; RNA polymerase II cis-regulatory region sequence-specific DNA binding. The transcript has a single exon. Gene Ontology annotation, cellular component: nucleus. Bases 1 to 1302 code for a protein of 433 amino acids. The record is from RefSeq and is a predicted model, not a curated record.
AUGGCGGACGUAUUAUUAUCCCUAAAACGUGCUGUUGUGCAUCCAAGUACAGGUGUUGGAGUUGUUAUACCAUCUCUUGGAGCAUCGUCUUCCUCAACUUACUUCCAUCCUAACAGUAGCCAGUUACCAUCUUUAUCACCAAUGUCACAGUCGUGCUACAACCCCAUAGGGAUAAAUUUUGGAGAAAGACCCUCCUCACAGAGUGUCAGCUCUCCAGGAAAUUGUGUUUCUUACUCUUUGUAUCCCCAAUUACAGAUGAGUAGCAAUAGCUCCUUGGAUUCUCAAAGGAUACUACGCUAUAAAACAGAUAUUCCUCCUCCCACACCUCUAGACAUAGGUGAUUGUAAUGGAGCUUCUCAGCCUAUACAGCCACAAGGGGGCACGAUAUUCCCAACAUCAAUGAGUGUUAAUUUAUCUAUGAAUAUGACCAUGGCAGUUUCAGGUUUUGGAGAACAUAAGCUCUAUACUGGUCUUGAAGAAGCUAAACCAAAGGUUCAGUGGAGUGCUUCUAUAGGAGCUCCUGGAGAGUGCAGAUAUACCCAAAUGCAAGCGGAUUGCGGACAAGUACAGGCGGCUCACAGCUCUCUUCCCUCCCCACACCACUCAUCCAGUACUUCAGGGAUAUGUUCUUUUACUGCUGAACUACAGCCUGGUGAGACCGUCACUCUUCAGCCGUUGGAUAAAGAGUUCCCCCCUAACAUUUCUCCUCUGAAAUAUUGGAACACUUGUGUUCCAGGAACAAAACACCCAGAUAACAACUAUCAUCACUUGGUAGCUACAGGGAAACCCCAGCCACGGUUUGUACCAGUUGCUCCUUACACAGGACACUUUUUCUCUCAAAUGGGUGGUAUGGGAGAUAUUUUAUCAUCUUGCACUAAGCCUAACUUGUGUCGAGUAUGCGGUAAAACCUAUGCACGAUCAAGUACUUUGAAAAUACACUUGCGCACACAUUCUGGGGAGCGACCUUAUUGGUGCAACAUGUGUAACAAGUCUUUUUCCCAGGCGGCUAAUCUAACUGCACACAUUCGUACUCAUAGUGGCGAAAAACCUUUCGGAUGUCCUCUCUGUGAACGACGUUUCUCUCAGAGCUCCUCUGUCACCACGCACAUGCGCACACAUUCUGGUGAACGACCGUACUUAUGUAAUAUAUGUAAAAAAACAUUUUCUGACAGUUCUACUUUAACAAAACACUUACGAAUUCAUAGUGGAGAAAAACCAUAUGAAUGUAAAUUGUGUCUUUUGAGGUUUUCCCAGUCUGGAAAUCUCAAUCGGCAUAUGCGUGUACACACAAGCACAGGAUAA